Molecule: messenger RNA, 2002 nt
Organism: Oreochromis niloticus (Nile tilapia)
Lineage: Eukaryota; Metazoa; Chordata; Actinopteri; Cichliformes; Cichlidae
Exons: 5
Coding region: 110-769 (219 amino acids)
Source: RefSeq, a predicted model, not a curated record
UGCAACAUUACAACAGCCAAACUGACUGUGUGAAACAGGAAGUGUAGAGCAAUUCUUAGUCAAUCACAUCAGAGGUGAGCUGCUUUCAGACGACUCCGUCUUGUUGUGGAUGCUGAAGCUGAUCAUGGUUCUCCUGUGGAUGAUCCUGUUGGUGCUUCUGCUCUGUGCAGAGGCCGAGAACGUGACCGAGGUCAGAGGAGAGCUGGGGACCAAUGUCACUCUAACCUGCUCCAAUCAGACAUCAGACAGAUACUGGUACAUGGAGAUCCACAGUCAGUUCAGAGCAGGUAUCGGCCGCAGUUUUUCUUCAGCAGGCUCUACCUACUGCUCUCCUGGUUUUGAAUCCAAAUUUUCAAUCCUGGGAAACGAACUGGUGAUUAAAAACUUUACAGCAGAGGACUGCAGGCUUUACUUCUGUGGCAUCAAGAGAGAUGGCAGCAUUCAUUUUGUGGACACUUUCCACCUCGUCUCAGAUAUCCCUACAACCCCUGACCCUGAUAGUGAAGUGUUGCAGAGGAACACUAUCCUCGUCAGCUCAUUGAGCCUGAACGUUGUGCUCAUUUUAGUAAUCUGUCUGAGUUGUGUAUGGCUGUCUCUGAAGAGGGGAAUCAGCAAGAAUCAGGCAAACCUCCCUCCAGCUGGGACCAGUGAGGGGCUGGAGACUCCACAGUACGAGGAGAUCCAGUUCCCCCCUCCAUCUGCUGCUCCGCUUCAAGAGUGCAUUUACUACAGAAUUCAGCGUCCUCGCUCCACACUACCUCAAAGCUGAUGGACACACCUGUACAGGUGGAUGAUACCUGCUGGAUUCAGAUUUUGGGGACAGAGGUCAGUCUGAUAACUGAAGACUUGCUGCUCCUCUGCUCGUGGGAGGAUUUCUUUUUCCUCCUGUCUGGUUUGAGUUGUUGGACCAAAAGAAUGUUAAGUUCUGAAUGAAGAUUUUCCACAAACUUGACAAAACUGCUGUAAGAUUAGUUUUAGUCAGGCACAAUCUGCUCUGCCUCUGAGCUGAGAUGGACCCAAGAAUGUGACAACCCUUUAGCCAAACCUGCUUUAAGGUGCCUCAGGAUUUAAAACCAUAACUCAAUGCUGCUGUGAAAACCUGUAAAUCUGAGACUCAACAUUUAAUAUUUAUUUAUUCUCCUGUUGUUUGUAUCUGUUUAUCAGUUUUUAUUGCUGUUUGUCAGAUGUUCGGUUGUUUAUGCUGUUUUGAAAGCACUGAUUUUAAACACGGUCACAUUUCCUAAAAAGGCAGCACGAUGAUUAAGUAUGACAACAGAAUGCUGUGUUUUACAAUUAAAUGUCAAAUAGAACUGAAACUAGGACAAAGACAAAAUAUCACAUGAUUGUGAGAAAUGUGAUUUUUGAAAGACUUCCUUUUUAAAAAAAAAAAUGUUGCAGCAUCAAAUUUUAUAAAUGUUGUGAGAGUUGCAACAAAAGUCUGGAAAAGUUGUCAAAUUUACUGAGCCAUCCAUUUCCCUCUACUUGUUGAUUUUAGGGCCGCUGGAGUCUAUACCAGCUGUCAUAGGGCUAAGGGAGGGGUACACAUGGACAGAUCACCAGUCUGUCACUAUAACAUGUGAAAAAAUUAAAUGUGUUUUUUUUUUAAAAGCAUCCCUGGUAAACAGGGAAAGGUUUCCAGAAAGACUUUGUUCACAAAUAACUCAUUCAUCCACAUUAAUAACCUCAGUUUGAACAUUUGAUCUGUUCUCUGUGAGCUGUUUAUUUUAAAAUCUAGGAUAUAAGGUCUUUGCAAAUUAUUGCAUAAUAGGUUUGUGUGAGUCUUAGACUAUGUAAAAGAACUUUCAACAUAUCUGUGUGUGAAACUACACUGUGAACAUUUUCAGUUUGAUUACAGCAUUUAUUUUUGGUUUAGGCAUUCAUGUAGUUAUUAAAUAGAACUUGAAUUCACACCAGUGAUUUGUUUGUUUGAAAGAGAAAAUGCGGUUUGAAGUAUUUCUUUGUAAUGUUUAAUAUGAAUCCAUUAAACAUUUGACAACAACAA